CUGAGAAAUUCUGAAUUCUAGUCGCGAAAAGUGUAAAACCGGCACAAAAUGCCCCGUUCAUACUCGAGAUCUCCGUCACGAUCGCGCCGAUCCGAUCGCAGCAGUAAAAAUACUAAGAAACGGCGUUCGCGGUCUCGAGAGUAUGAUAAAAAGUACCAGCACAAAGAUAACGACCGAAGACGGCGGUCGGAUCGUUCAAAGUCGCGCUCGGUAGCAUCUUCCUCCUCGUACCGGCAUGAGAAGAAAUCGUCGUAUCGCGGCAGAUCCAAGGAGCGGCACUACAAGACCUCUAGCAGAAGGAAAUCUUCCUCCCGCGACCGCUAUCGGAGACGCAAGUCUCGUGAAAGAGAUCGCUACCGUCGAUCGUCCAGCAGCUCUCGUUCGGAUUCAUCCAGCAGCUCAAGCAGCAGUUCUUCCAGUAGCGCCAGCGGUUCGAGCUCCCGAUCGUCUCAUCAGUCGAGACAUUCAACGAAACAGACUCCCUCGAUCAACCGAAAGACGCCGCCGAAGGAAUACGUGUUUAAAUCAUUGGCGGAGACAGAUACUGUUGCGGAGGCUUUAGAGAAAACCACGAAACUAGAACAACUUGAUGCCGACGAGUUCGUUCCUCAAGCGUUCGUCUCUAGCCGCAAGCCGGCAGUCACCCCGGCCAGCAGCAUAGUCAUUGAUCUAGCUUCUCAGAUUAUCAAAAUACCGGAGGCAGAGAAACCGGUGCUAGAGGAAGAUCCACUCUUUCAUCCGAUGUUCUUUCAGGGCGAGGACGAUGAGCGGAUGGCGCGAUGGGUUAAGAAACUGCAUUCGUUACAACAAAGCUUACUUUAAAACGAAUGAACCGGAUCUCUUAGCUGUACUACUACUCCGUAAUAAACCUAGUUUUAUUGAAUGAAAA
Anopheles darlingi is the source of this 889-nucleotide messenger RNA. RefSeq names its product serine/threonine-protein kinase fray2-like. The transcript is spliced from 2 exons. The record is from RefSeq and is a predicted model, not a curated record. NCBI's taxonomy places the organism in Eukaryota, Metazoa, Arthropoda, Insecta, Diptera, Culicidae. Bases 49 to 822 code for a protein of 257 amino acids.